Messenger RNA from Cinclus cinclus, 909 nucleotides. It is a transcript of the gene MEOX2, whose product is annotated as mesenchyme homeobox 2. Gene Ontology annotation, molecular function: RNA polymerase II cis-regulatory region sequence-specific DNA binding; DNA-binding transcription factor activity, RNA polymerase II-specific. Lineage: Eukaryota; Metazoa; Chordata; Aves; Passeriformes; Cinclidae. Gene Ontology annotation, cellular component: nucleus. The record is from RefSeq and is a predicted model, not a curated record. The transcript has 3 exons. The coding region runs from base 1 to 909 and encodes 302 amino acids. Gene Ontology annotation, biological process: positive regulation of transcription by RNA polymerase II.
AUGGAUCACACACUCUUUGGCUGCCUGCGCAGCCCCCAUGCCACUGCGCAGAGCUUGCACCCUUUCUCCCAGUCUUCUCUUGCCCUGCAUGGAAGAUCUGACCACAUGUCCUACCCUGAUCUGUCUUCUUCUUCUUCCUCUUGCAUAAUAGCGGGAUACCCCAAUGAGGAGGGCAUGUUUGCCAGCCAACAUCAUAGGGGGCACCAUCACCAUCACCACCACCACCACCACCACCACCAGCAACAGCAGCACCAGGCUUUGCAGACGAACUGGCACAUUCCUCAGAUGUCGUCUCCUCCCGCCGCGGCCAGGCACAGCCUCUGCCUUCAGCCUGACUCAGGAGGACCCCCGGAGCUCGGCAGCAGCCCCCCUGUCCUGUGUUCGAACUCUUCCAGCCUGGGCACCAACACCCCCACGGGGGCAGCGUGUGCGCCAGGGGACUAUGGCAGGCAGGCUCUGUCCCCGGUGGAAACAGAGAAGAGGUCCGGCAAAAGGAAAAGCGACAGCUCAGAUUCCCAAGAAGGAAACUACAAGACUGAGGUCAACAGUAAACCCAGGAAGGAAAGGACAGCUUUCACCAAGGAACAAAUCAGAGAGCUAGAAGCAGAAUUUGCUCAUCAUAACUAUUUGACCAGGCUGAGACGAUAUGAGAUAGCAGUAAACCUUGACCUCACUGAAAGACAGGUAAAAGUUUGGUUCCAGAACAGACGGAUGAAGUGGAAGCGUGUAAAAGGGGGCCAGCAAGGGGCAGCAGCCCGGGAGAAGGAACUGGUGAAUGUGAAAAAGGGCACCCUGCUCCCCUCCGAGCUCUCCGGCAUCGGUGCUGCUGGGCUCCAGCACACGGGGGACUCACUAGCCAACGAUGACAGCCACGACAGCGACCACAGCUCUGAGCACGCACACUUAUGA